AUGGCGGGGUUUGGGUUUUCCAUGCCCGACUUUGCAGCCGGAUUGAGCAGCUUGAAUGACAUCGGGGAGCGCUUCUCCAAGAUCCGGGAGGACAUCGAGUCCACUCUGGACGCCACCCUGCGAGGGGAGGUGCAAGACGACUCCGCGGCAUUCGAUGAGCCGGAGCAAGAACUGGAUGACAACGAUGAUCGCUCGCAGGAGGAAGAGUCCACCCAGCCGAAUGGCGAGCCCAGCCCGGCAGCAGCCCUGGACCGGGACGAUAGCAAGGACGCCACUGCUGCUGAAGACCUCCCCACGGGACCUCCUGCCGCCGAGCUGGCGUUGCUGAGGGAGACCCUGCGCGUUCGGGAGCAGCAAGCGGAGCAGGCGGCCAUUCAGAUGGCGCACAUGGCCAGCGUGGUUGAGCAGCUGACUCAGCGGAAUGAGGAGCUGGCGCUCAAGGCCGCGGCAGUCUCGCAGCAGGACGUGGAAGAGCUGGAGAGGGAUUUCUCGGCGCGCCUGGCCGCGGCAGAGAGGAAGGCCUACGCCCUCACCAAGGAGCGGGACAUGCUGCGCCGCAGCUGUGAGCAGACCACCGCCCUGCAGGACAAGCUCAAGGAGAAGGACGAGAUGAUCCAGGAGGUCAUGGCUGAAGGCGAGAAGCUGAGCAAGAAGCAGCUGGCCCAGGAGACCACGCUGCGUAAGCUGCGCCAGCAGAACCGCGAGCUGAGCGGCCAGGUGGAGGACCUGGGCGCCAGGCUGGGCACCGCGCAGCAGGCCGCCUCCGAGGCCGGGGCCAGGGUGGAAAGCGCGCUCGCCGAGCUGGCGGCGCAGCGGGAGCAGCACGCCGCCCAGCUGGCGGCGGACCGCGCCACGCACGCCCAGGCGCUGCAGGAGGCCCACGCAGCCCAGGCGGCAGCGGAGCAAAGGGCGGCCGACGCCGCGAGGACCGGGGCGGUGCAGCAGCUGCGGGGCAGCGAGACCCGUGCGGCCGCCCUGGAGAAGAGCCUGGCGGAGCUUAGGGCCGAGGCCGAGGCCCAGCGCAUGCGGUGGGAGGAGCGCGAGGAGCUGCUGAGCGGCGAGGUCACCGCCCUGCAGCGGCGCUGCGCCGUGGCCGAGGCGCGGUCGGCGGACGUCGAGGCGUCGCUGCCCUCCGCCACCCGCCCCCUGCUCCACCAGCUGGAGGCCAUGCAGGCGGCGGCGGUCUCGCAGGCCGAGGCCUGGGCGGCAGCCGAGCGCGAGGCGGUGGCGCGCCUGGAGGCGGCGCUGCAGGCUGGCAGGCGCGAGAAGGACGAGCGGAUCGAGGAGCUGGUUGCCGACCUGUCGGACGCACGCGCGCUGUACCGCCAGCAGAUCGAGUUCAUGGCCGACCGGCUCGCGGAGCUGCAGCUCAAGCAGCGGCAGUGA
Messenger RNA from Auxenochlorella protothecoides, 1386 nucleotides. RefSeq names its product Golgin candidate 5. The record is from RefSeq and is a predicted model, not a curated record. NCBI's taxonomy places the organism in Eukaryota, Viridiplantae, Chlorophyta, Trebouxiophyceae, Chlorellales, Chlorellaceae. The coding region runs from base 1 to 1386 and encodes 461 amino acids. The transcript has 9 exons.